Geodia barretti is the source of this 2208-nucleotide messenger RNA. The record is from the annotation of a GenBank genome assembly. NCBI's taxonomy places the organism in Eukaryota, Metazoa, Porifera, Demospongiae, Tetractinellida, Geodiidae.
AUACGGAGUAUUUUGGGCAGUGCUUUGCCGACUGACUGUCUGUGCGGUCAGAGAGGAGUGCCGCCAUGGCAGAGCCGUUUCCCCCGUUCUCCACUCCGCCUGUGCCUACCACACCACAGAUCGCCCCUUCUCCCGGCGUACCACCGCUGAUGGCGGUACUGUGGCCACCUCCAGCAGUAGCCGAGUUCCAUCCACCACUCAGACCUAACUUUGGUCACAUCGGGAAACCAAUAUUUCUUAGGGCCAACCACUUUCAGGUCAAAAUCCCAAACUGCUGUCUAUACCACUACGAUAUAACAAUAACGCCCGACAAGUGCCCGAGGAAAGUGAAUCGCGAAAUUAUCGAAGUUCUCGUCAACACCCACAAAGAGUUCUUCGGACAGCAGAAACCAGUUUUCGACGGACGGAAGAAUCUGUACUCUAAGAAGGCGCUCCCAAUCGGGAGAGAGAGGAUUGAGGUCAACAUAUCUCUACCAGGAGGAGAUAGCAGAGACAGGUCCUUCACUGUGAGUAUGAAGGCGGUGGCAAAGGUGGAUCUGGAGCUGUUGGAGAGAGUUCUCAGAGGAGAGCAGAUGGAGAUGCCGUUUGAGAGCAUACAGGCUCUGGACGUCGUCCUGCGUCACCUUCCCUCCAUGAGGUAUACUCCAGUGGGACGAUCGUUUUUUUCUCAGCCCGAGGGUGACCCAUAUCUCCUAGGCAACGGGAGGGAGGUGUGGUUUGGAUUCCACCAGAGCAUCAGACCAUCGCAGUGGAAGAUGAUGCUCAACAUUGAUGUUUCGGCCACGGCUUUCUACAAGCAGCAACCAGUUCUACAGUUCCUCUGCGAGCUGCUAGAGUUAGGGUCCAUAGAGGAACAGAGAAGACCUCUAUCUGACUCACAGAGAGUCAAAUUCUCUAAGGAAAUAAAAGGACUGAAGGUAGAGGUGACCCACACAGGUCCAAUCAGGAGGAAGUACAGGGUGUGUAACGUCACCAGGAGACCUGCGUCUGCCCAGACGUUUCCGCUGACGGUGGAGAGUGGGGACACCUACGACUGCAGCGUCGUCCAGUAUUUCAAGGAGAAGCACAAACUGGACAUGCGGUUCCCGUACCUCCCGUGUCUCCAGGUCGGACAGGAGAGGAAACACACCUACCUACCUCUAGAGGUGUGCAACCUGGUGCCAGGUCAGAGGUGCAUCAAGAAGCUCUCAGAACACCAGACGUCGAGGAUGAUACGAGCCACUUCUCGAACCGCUCCCGACAGAGAGAAAGAGAUCAACAGACUUGUGGUUCGAGCCGACUUCAAUGAGGAUCCGUUUGUGAGAGACUUUGGUAUCUCGAUAGACCAGAAGAUGGUGACGGUCACAGGUCGUAUUCUCCCUCCUCCUCUCCUCCAGUAUGGAGGGAAGGUCCAGGCUCGAAUACAGGCCCAGCCUGAAAGAGGGGUGUGGGACAUGAGAGGGAAGCAGUUCCACAGAGGAGUGGAGAUCCACUGCUGGGCACUGGCCGUGUUUGCCCAGUACCGCCUCUGCCCCGAGGAGAAAUUACAGCAUUUUAUAUUCCAACUGCGUCGCAUCAGCAGCGAUGCCGGGAUGCCGGUAAUGAAGGACCCGUUCUUCAAGCGCUACAUCUCCGGCUCGGGGCUGGACCACGUGGAGCCACUGUUCAGACAGCUGAAGACCGACCGUCCUGACCUCCAGCUACUCAUGAUCAUCCUGCCCGGCAAGACUCCUGUCUAUGCGGAGGUCAAGAGAGUGGGGGACACUCUGCUGGGAGUGGCCACUCAGUGUGUCCAGGUGAAGAAUGUCCUCAAACCGUCCGCUCAGACCCUCUCAAACCUCUGUCUCAAGAUUAACGUCAAACUGGGCGGAGUCAACAGCAUCCUCGUUCCAGGGAUCAGACCAGCGGUGUUCCAGUCUCCAGUGAUAUUCAUGGGAGCCGACGUCACCCAUCCUCCAGCAGGAGACGACAGGAAACCCUCCAUCGCUGCCGUGAGCCCUGCAGCUAUCAUACACCUAAUGAUUAUAUAGAGCACAUUUUGGCAAGACGAGCAGUUGCAAUUUUGUGCACAUUUACUACCUACAUGAUUCUGACAACUGGCUGUUUUAGCAAACUUUGAAUUUGAGUUUUACCACAACCUUCUAUUCUCAUUUAUUUUUCCCACAACAGAGAAUUAUAGUAGGAAAAGAGCUUUAUAAACUGUCUUGUUGUGUUAGCUGUUUAAAUUCC